This is a messenger RNA of Fomitopsis serialis, 669 nucleotides long. RefSeq lists its product as uncharacterized. The transcript has 6 exons. The record is from RefSeq and is a predicted model, not a curated record. The coding region runs from base 1 to 669 and encodes 222 amino acids. Lineage: Eukaryota; Fungi; Basidiomycota; Agaricomycetes; Polyporales; Fomitopsidaceae.
AUGCGCCCGAACUCACUGGCACAGAGCACGGAGUAUGAGGAGUAUGAGAAAGAAAAUGAGGGUAACUUGUCUUCGGUGCCGGCUCUCGAUGAUGACGAAGUAUAUACGGUCGGCGCACUAGAUGGCAGUGAGUCCGUCGUGCAAGGCCACGGGAUUCCCCAGUUGGUUCAGCAAAUAUAUGGACACAACAUCUGGGGGCUUGAGCCUCACCACUCCGAGGAACGCACUAUCGCAGAAGACCUUGCAGCUGAGACUGUGCACCUGAUGGACAUUCGACCACAUAGGGGUGAUGGCAUGGGCUUCUCUGGCGUUGAGCACUGGGAGCAAUCGUCGUUUGAAUACGUUGUGAUGUUCAAGUUCUCGUUCGAACUCUUCCUCGCGGACAACCGCUAUGCCACCGCGGAAGACAUAGUGGACACAGGGCAAUAUACAUCGUGGCUACCGAAUCUAUCGACGCAGGCGACCCUGGCAUCUGACCAACCGCCUGAGUUGCAGGAUCAGUCCCCGCCUACAUCCACCAUAGACAAUUGCGAUAAUCCGACGGGGGCGCGGAUCGAUGCAGAGUUUGCGUGCCAAACCUACCAAGCCUCCGAACUAGUACAGACGAACAACCAGGUGUCGAACGGUCUGACAAACAGGAAGUACUGGUUCCGCCGUUUCGAGAGAUAA